Hypoxylon trugodes is the source of this 2012-nucleotide messenger RNA. Its product is annotated as CENP-Q, a CENPA-CAD centromere complex subunit-domain-containing protein. The coding region runs from base 97 to 1887 and encodes 596 amino acids. The transcript is spliced from 2 exons. NCBI's taxonomy places the organism in Eukaryota, Fungi, Ascomycota, Sordariomycetes, Xylariales, Hypoxylaceae. The record is from RefSeq and is a predicted model, not a curated record. Gene Ontology annotation, molecular function: DNA binding.
AAUGAAGCGAUACGUAGCCGUGUAAAGUGGCCAUCAAACUUGGAACAUAUUCAUAACAAUUCACGGUGUGGUGGGCGACAGUUGUAUUCUCGCAACAUGGCACCAGAAACAGCAAACCAAAAGCGAAAACGAGGCCGUCCUUCAAACGCGUUACGCGACGAUGGCGACGCGUCCGGAUCACAAACCAGACUUACGAGACGAGGUCAACUAGCUACAGCACCCGAAAGUACUAGAGAAACAGAUGCGGAGGAAUCUUCACGUCCCCGAAAACGAGGGCGCCAAGCGAACACCGACACCGCACCCCAAACACAACCAGAACCCGAGACAUCACAGCCAAAGAGAACUAAGAAAAAACGCGGCAAAUCUCCAGCGGUAGAAGCCGAUCAUAACGGAGACGAGGGGAAUGAAGAAGCCAAUACUGUACCUCCGGAACGUAAAAGACGUGGUCGACCCCGAGUCUCGCAGGAUAACGAAGAAAACGAAGCAGAACAGGAUAAUUCAAAUGAUACAAACGAAAACGCAGGUCCAAAGAAGCGCGGCCGGCCACCCAAAGCAUCUGGCGACGCCGAGCAAGAACCCGAAGCGAACGAAGCCGAUGAUGAGAAUGAGGAGAACUCGAGCUUCCUACGACGUAGUGGUCGAAUUCGCCGGUCUCCUAACUCAUUGAAUAAGGGUACACAAGAGGCAGCUGAGCCAGCUGAAGGAGAUACGUCUAAGAAACGAAAACCAAAAGAGCGCAAGAGAAGAGGUCGACCAUCGCUAGAAGAGCAAGCUGCAGAGGAACCAGAAGAACCGGCGCCCCAGCCCCAGAAGAAACGAGGCCGGCCCUCCCUUACCGAUCAACAACCAGCAGAAGAGGCCAACCCCGAACCUAAAGGUCGACGAAGGCAACGCAAUCGCCCAAGAUCAUCCGGUGAACCUGCUGCUUCACCUACAAGAGAAAACGACCAGGAAAACUCAAUACAAGAAGAAACCCAACCCCGAAGAGGCAGACCCCGCCGCUCCAACGACUCCCAACCUAACCAAAGAACCCACAGACGAUCCUCCGGCACCCACUCCCGCUCCUCAUCCACAUCCGCCUCUCCCCCACGCUACCGACAUCUCACAACCCGUACACGCCGCGUCCCUCGCAAUGUAAUCGAGUCAAAAUGGACACCCCUCGGACCCCCCGCCCUAUCCAGCGUAACCACACUCCUCCAAUCCGCCUCCCGGCCCGUACUCCUACGUCUCAGCACCGCAAACCCAUCCGCCAACCUCCGGUCCAGUCGAACAAGCACCAAGACCCAACAGCGCCACGCGCAAGCCGCGGCUGCGUUGAACGCAGUAGGAAAUCGUCUGCGCAACAAAAUCGCUAAAGGCCUUCCUUUCCCGCCUGCCACUACGUCCGCGAAACGUGAAGAUGAGUUCGAGUUCGAGCGUGCGGUCGCUGGUGUACAAGCUCUAGAAUCGCAGUUAGAUCCACUGUUACAUGGUGUCGAGUUAUUACGCCGUGAAAAGGAACGCGCGGAGCGCGAACUCGAGCGCGAGUAUAAGGUACUCGCGCGACUGGGUGCGAAUGCGCAUGCGGAGGCUAGACAGAGAAGGGAUAGGGUUAGACGGAUGCAUGUCCUUGUGCCGGAGAAGAAGACAUCCGACGAUCACCACGAUGAAAAUACCAGAGAAGUUAUAACGACAGAGGAAGGUAGUGGAAAAGUAUUCGCUGAUAUUAAAGAUGAGGAAUUGAAUAGUCUGGCGGGACAGAUUGCGAAUCAUAUGGAGAGCAUGAAAGGGAAUCUACAGCAGAUCGAUGGCGUGGUGCCGGCGAUUGCGAGGAGUCAGGGCUUACUUAGGGCGGCGCUGCAGGGGCGCUUGGAUCGUGAGCAGUUGGAGAAUGUUAUUCUUGGUUGACUGCUAUGAUGGUCGUAUAUGACCUCGUGAUGAAAUAGGGGCACGACUGGGCAUUGGGAAGAAUGAAUUGGACGUUCGCGCGGCAUCUGGUAGAUUUUGGUAGUCUUCAUACCCAUAAGCAUUGA